CCGGAAGGGGCGUGGCUUGGCGCGGCGGCGCUGGCGGUGGCGGUGAGCGCGGUUGGCGCGCGCGCUCGGGGCCUGCUGGCGUGCACCUUACGUCUUCCUGCUUCGCCCCGGUCCCAGCCCGGGUUCCUGUUCCCGUCUCUGGAACUAUGUCCGAGGGGGUGGAUCUGAUUGAUAUCUACGCCGACGAGGAGUUCAACCAGGACUCUGAGUUCAGUAAUGCUGAUCAGAUGGACCUGUACGACGACGUGUUAGCAGCCAGCUCGCAGCCCCCUGAAAGCCGUACCAGCAGCUCAGAGGCACCCCCAGAGAUCCGCCAGGAACCGUCUCCCAAGCCCAACAGCAAAUCUCCUGCCAUCCUGUACACGUACAGCGGGCUGCGCAACAAGAGGGCUGCCGUCUACGUGGGCAGCUUCUCCUGGUGGACAACUGACCAGCAGCUGAUCCAGACCAUCCGCUCGGUUGGUGUCUACGACGUAGUGGAGCUGAAAUUCGCAGAGAACCGAGCCAAUGGCCAGUCAAAAGGGUACGCAGAGGUGGUGGUCGCCUCUGAGAACUCGGUCCACAAACUGCUGGAGCUCCUGCCUGGCAAAAUCCUCAAUGGGGAUAAGGUGGAGGUGAGGCUGGCAACCCGGCAGAACCUGUCACAGUUCGAGGCGCAGGCUCGCAAACGUGUGCCGCCGAGAGCCCACUCCCGGGACUCCGUGGACUCGGUAGACGGCCGCGCCACGCCGACGGAGAAUGCCUUGCCACCUGCCCGCGUGGAGAAACCCCCCUCCGUCCUGCCUUUCUUCAACCGCCCCCCUGCUGCCCUGCCCCUCAUGGGGCUGCCCCCACCACCAAUGCCGCCCCCGCCACCCCUUUCCUCCGGCUUCGGCGUCCCCCCACCCCCGCCUGGCAUCCACUACCAGCAUCUCAUGCCCCCGCCGCCUCGACUGCCCCCGCACCUGGCUGUGCCACCCCCGGGGGCUGUGCCCCCUGCCCUGCACCUCAACCCCGCCUUCUUCCCCCCACCCAACGCGGCCCUGGGUCCUCCACCGGACACCUACGGCAAGGCCAUGGCCCCCUACAACCACAGCAGCCGGGAGCUCGGGCCGCCGCCUCCCCCUGUGAGCGAAGUGGAGUUUGAGGAGAUCAUGAACAGGAACCGGGCGAUCUCCAGCAGCGCCAUUUCGAAGGCAGUGUCUGGCGCCAGCGCAGGCGAUUACAGCGACGCCAUCGAGACCCUCCUCACGGCCAUCGCCGUCAUCAAGCAGUCCCGCGUCGCAAACGACGAGCGAUGCCGCGUCCUCCUCUCCUCCCUCAAAGACUGUCUGCACGGCAUCGAAGCCAAGUCCUACAGCACGGGCGCCAGCAGCAGCUCCUCCAGGAAAAGACACCGAUCUCGGGAGCGUUCUCCCAGCCGGUCCCGCGAAAGCAGCCGGCGACACCGGGACCUGCUCCACAGCGAGGAUCGGCACGAGGACUAUUUCCAGGAGCGGAACCGGGAGCACGAGCGACAUCGGGACAGGGACAGAGAGAGGGACCGGCACCACUGAGAUAGGAAUUUGGCAGUAAGUGGUUUUUAAUGGACUCGUAUCUCCUCACCUCGACCAGGACUGCGUGAUCGAGGCCGCUCCGCCACCCCCAGCCCCUUCCCUGCCACCCCCAGCUCUCUCCGGGCACCCAAGGAAAGCUGUGCCGUGCCCCGGCGGGACUCCCACCGACACCUCGUGGCCUUGGGGCCUGAGCUCUUGCCCGCGCUCGCCGCUUCCCGGGGAGGGGCAGGGAGCCGGGGAACGCCUGCACCCGGGCCACCCUGCUCCGUUCCGUGGACACUCGGACCCAAAGAGAAAUGGUGCUUUUUUUUUCCAUGGAGGGAGGUUUGUGAGCCCUUUCCUCUCCGGGGGUGGCUGGAGGGGAUGGAUUGCUCCCCAUGUCAUGAGGCGCUGGGGCUUGGAGGCGUGUGGCUCCUGACCCUGUGCCUGGGUUCGCCGGAAGCGGUAUGGGGUCUGCUGCCAUGUACCAUGCCCUCACCUCAUCUGGGGACACUCCUGUCCCCGUCAUCCCAGCGUGGGGCUCCUCCGUUCCCCACUCUGACAGAGCAUGGCCGAUCCUCUCCACAGGCCUGCUUGCCCCCCUUCACCCUCUCUGCUCUGCCUGGGGACUUGGGGGGCCGGAGCUGGGCCAGGGGUCACCCCCUCCCUCUGCCCCGACUUUCCUCGCCGCAGCGGCAUCGCCACCUCUGCGCUCGUCUCCCAGACAGCAGCUCUGGCUGCCGAGCGCCGGCGGGGACCUGCACGGAGCCGGCUUUUCCCGCGGCGCCUUCCUUGUUUUAGAGGAAGCGGAAGAGGCAGAGCGUGGCAGGGCAGGCUGCGACCCCCCCCGUCUGGCUGCCCUCGGGGACCACCUGUCCCCCACAGGUGCCGGCGGCUUCCCCUUUCCUGUCCCUGCGUCCCCCGGCUGCCCUUCCCUAACAGGCGGCGCAGUGGUUCGCGUGUGGUAGCAGCUCGGCUGUGUCACACGGGUCAGAACAGGGGUGACAGGGAGCACCUCCGGGCUGUGGGGACCUGCACGGAUCCCUCCAGCAGGAGAGGGAGAGCCCAGGAGGGUCAGGGUGAGCUGAGGAGACACACAGGGUGACUUCCAGGGCGGGUGCCAGCCCAGCUGGGCAGUGUUGCCCUCUGAACUGUUGCUGGUCAGGAGAAACCUGGCUCUGGAGGUCUUUUUAGGGUGAAAUCACAGAAACAAAAAAAAAAAAACAACCCAUCUUGUAAAGUACCAUGAGGUGCCGGCUUAGCGGGUGAAUGCCGGGGGGAGCGCUCGGUGGGAGAGUUCUGUUUUUUACUUAACGACACAAAUUUUUAGUUUUCUUUCCAAAUAGUGGGGAAAAGUGCAGAGCAAAACCCCUAUUAACCACCCAGCGAGGCGCUGCCCCUCCUGCUCCCAGUGACUAGAUUUGUUUGUCUUUCUGAUAGGUUGGAAAUUGUGUAAUAAACUUGAUGACAUUGUCAAUCUUUUA
This is a messenger RNA of Phalacrocorax carbo (great cormorant), 2998 nucleotides long. NCBI's taxonomy places the organism in Eukaryota, Metazoa, Chordata, Aves, Suliformes, Phalacrocoracidae. The record is from RefSeq and is a predicted model, not a curated record.